UUCACUUGGGCUCCACCUUUAACAUUUCGGCUCUCGGGCAACAAAACGUGGUUUUGGAACAACAAAAUAUUUAUUUCGCAAUUAUUGGCUAAAAUCGGCCACCGUUCGACGGCAAAGUGUAGUUCGGCAGAAUCGGUACCGUUUCGGGACUUCCGGUGUGCUAAAGUGCGUCGAAAUCGAACACGUCCGGCCGUGGCAGGAUCGAUUGAAAUAUUUGCACCUCGUUUUCAACUUCGAUUCAAGUCCGAAGAAGAGUGUAUCGAGCAGGAGCUCAGCCAGAGUGAGCAGAAGCAGAAGUGAGAAGUCUUUUUCUUCUUACCUUCUCUGGCAGCCGCAGAACACACCACAGGGAAGAAGAACUCGUCAAACGGCAGCAGCCAGCAAGAGUUCCCUUUGGAAGAGCCCAUCAUCCAUCAGGGGGCAGAGAAAAUCGAAAGGCUCUUCCUGUUUGAAAGUGUGGUUCGGAUCUUUUUUUUCUGUUUCGAUUAGUGGUGAUAGUUUUCUUUGGUACGGAAAAGCCAUUGAAAAAGUGUUGAGUGGAACGUGAAGCAAGGUUCUGAAAAGAAUCGGUCGAGAGAGUGAGUGCGUUUUAACCCCAAUUAAAGCAAGAAUUGUGCAGCCUGCUUCGAUCCUUUGCCAGUGUCCGUGCGGAAGAAGGAAAACCAGGCAGCUUUUGGCCUACUGAGCGCAGCCAAAGUUAUGUCAUCGUGAUUCUAUUCAUAGUGCGUGGUAGUAAACUAUUGUGUGUUGUGCAAACAAGCGGAGGAAUCUUCAGCAGUUUCCAGUGCCGCAGCAGUCCUAAGGACCAAACAGUACUGUCCUCGUAAACAUUACCGGCCCCCCAUCAGUUCCAUAACAAAAAGAGGCAACGCAAUGGCCAAUUCCGGAACGGCAGCAAGGUGCCUGCUCCUCAUCUGAGCUGUGCAAGCACGAGGAGUGAGCGAGAUAGCAAGAGCCUCGAACAGGCCAACAUGGAGCGAAAAGAUCGAUAAAGUAGUCGAACCCCCCAAACCGAAGAACAACAACGAGCGCUGACCAAGUGAGAAAGAGUAAGAAGUCGUCGUCUGUCUGCAUUACCGACUGACUGAACUCGGAUCUCCUUUUUCCUUUUGACAGUUUUGGCGGAAGAGUGAAAGAGAGCAGCGAGCAUUUCUUUUUCUUUUCGGUUUUGUUUUCAUUCCUCCUUCCGAGAGACACCGCAGAAGCUGGCCGCCAGAGUUCUAUCUCUGCUGCUGCAACUGCUACUCCAUAGUCAUUGCGCGAGUAAAAUUGUGUGAAGGGACUCGCACUGCGUGCAAGAUACGACCAUCCCUCCCUCGUAUCAACGUCUUCACUCCCCCUUCCGUCUGCCUAGAAUAGACCGCGUUGUCUAGUCUGGGUUAGCAAAUCGCCAGUCGAGAACAGGGAUAGAGAAGAGGAACGCAAUAAACACACAGACAAAAACAACCAAACCGUGAAAAUGGCUUCACACGUUUCGACAGAAACUGGCGCUAGCAAUACCGGUAACAACAAUAACAACACCGGUUCAAGUUCAUCCUACGCGAAUGUGCUGCUGAACAUCAAGGACCAAGCCCAGAAGCAGCAACAAAAGCAGCAGAACGAUAACAACAAGGAGAACAUUCGCAGUGAGAAGCCCGCCAGUUCGGGGCCUGCCCCGACAAGUGCUGCAAAGACACCGGAAGCCCCUGCCGGAAAGGAAGGCACUGGAGCUGCGGCCCCAACUACCACCGGAGGAGGCGGGGAAGAUGCCGAGGACGAUGCCAGCUUUGUUCCGGUGGUGUCGCACAGCAAGAGGGACCGCCGCUCGAGACAGAAAGCUGCUGCGGCGGCCGCUGCUAAGGGCGGUGAAGAACAGCAGGCAGGUGGUAAACCGCCUUCCAAAUCAUCCCGCCGUUCAGGCAGGGGAGGAGGCGGUGGCGGUAGUGGCGUAGGAAGUGGCCCUAGUGCGGGAGCACCUGGAGCUGGCCCAGCUAAGGAGUCUGUCGAAGGAGGUGUGCCCAGUGGUGGACCUCCUGCGAAAAAGGACGGCAAAAAGAAGGCUGGUGAGAGGCGACGAGGUGCACGUGGAUCACGCGGUGGGGAAUCCGAGAAGGAGGACAAAAAUCCGGAAAAGGAACCUGCGGGUGAACCGAGCACCUCUAACAAGGUCAGCAGCGAAGAUGGAUCCGACAAGGAAGCACCGAAAAAGUUUGUGGAAGCACCGCUGCCCAAAGUGAAUGCUUGGAAGGUAACUCCAACGGUUGAACCAGCACCCAUCCCAUCCGGUGACGCAAAAACGGCAAAAUCCUCCGAAUCAAGCUCAACAGCGGGAGCAGUAGCUCCGUCUUCUGCUCCUGCUGCAGCAACUACUACUACUACCACCACCACCACGACUACAGCUGCACCACCACCCCGCAAAGCACCUCACACUCACCCCCAGGAAAAGCGAGUACUUCAACCCAAACAACAGUCAAAGGCCCCUCCACAACCAGCCAAAGCGAGUGUUCAACCGAAACCAGCCCCAGAACAACCGAAACCAGUUCCCGCUCCAGCAAAAGAGAAGAAGCGACCUAGUCAAAAGUCAAGUGACCUGUCCAGCAAUACCGAUUGGCCAACGCUGGAUUCCAAAUCCGCUGAAUCGAAGAAACAAGGAACUGAACAAGCACCUGCCGCAGUAUCCGCCACAGAACCGGAAAAGCCACCAUCCACCACCACCACCAGUGAAACUCCAGCAGCCGCCCCUGUCCCCAAACCUGCCCCAGUCAGCGCAGUUUCUGCAGCGCCGAAAUCUCAACUCCCAACAUCAACGGCGUGGCAGGCACCCCAUGUGGAAACAGCCGCAACCCAAACUCAGCAACAAGUUCCUGCCAAACAGCCCGCCACCGAGGAAGAUCACAAUCGACCGAAGAGUGCGGAUUCUGGUGAUCAGAUCAACGGUGCAAACAGCCGCAAGGGACCUCGUCCCAAGUGGGUCCCCCUGCCGAUCGAUCUGCCAAAACAGCGAGGUCGCCGGGAACGAACCCCCCGUCGACGCCGAUACGAUGAGUACGAGGAAAGUAGCUGGCAUCAGGAACGACCGCCACCACCACUACCACGAACCAGUCGUAUCCGAACCAGUAGGGGCGGUGGCCCACCUCCCUCGUAUCGCGGCGGACGUGGAGGUCGACUUUCCCGCGGGGGACCAAUCCGAAGAGGGCCACCAUCGGCUCGGGGAGGUCACAUUCCUGGAGGACCGCGACAUGGCGAUCGGGGAGCACCUCACAUCGGGCAACCCCUUACCAACGGGGGAGAGUUUGUGCAGGAGUUCAACGGCGUGGGACAAGCGAUCGGAAAGGAACAGACUGCGUUCAUGAUGCCUUACCUCAGCACGUUCUAUUACAACGGAGCACCGCUCAUCGGUAUGGAUCAGCUGAGCAUCAAGGAGUGUAUCAAAAAGCAAAUUGAGUACUACUUUAGUGAGGACAACCUGAAACGCGACUUCUACCUGCGACGCAAAAUGGAUCCGGAAGGUUUCCUCCCGGUAACACUGAUCGCCUCCUUCCACCGGGUACAGGCGUUGACCGCUGAUCUGAACAUUAUCAUCACCGCCAUCCAGGAGUCCGACAAGCUGGACCUGGUUGAAGACUACAAAGUGCGCACGAAAAUCGACCCAACCAAGUGGCCGAUCGAUCCGGCGGACACCGGUACCCACCACCUGCCGUCUCACGUGUCAUCCACCACCCCUGCUGCUGCUUCUUCUGUGGAAGUCCCGGCUGAGGCCAAACCCGCGGUCCCCGUAGCUUCCAAAAUCCUGUCAAGUAUUCCACCCCCGCCAAAGCCUCGGAAUUUUCGUACUCAAAAUGCACAACCACAACUACAACAACCCGCCAUCAUCAAAGUUCCUUCGAUAGUCCCGGCAGUGCCCGUGGUGCCACCAAUGACUAAAACUCCAACGACAUCAGAAUCGGAAAACCUAAACCCCAACGUGCCAGAAUUCAUCCCGUCGGUGGCUCUAAGGAAGCUAUCAUCCGGUAAUGUCGCAACACCACCCGCCCCUGCCUCUGCUUCCUCCACAGAUACCCCUCCCCAAGCUACGCCCACAUCUCAACCGACGACCACCAAAAGCACAGACGAAAAAGAAAACAUUGCUCAGGACGGACAGGCUCCAAAAAACGCCGACCGGAAAUCUAACUCUAUAGCAGCUGGUGACAAGGACCAGGCUCCAUCAACCGAAGAAGCCGAACUGUGGAAAGAAGUGAAGCGACGCUCACGAUCUGCCCAGCCCCAUCCCAAAGUUCAGGACGGAGGACAAACUCCCAGCCAGGACAAAAAACGGGACUCCCGCAGCCGGAGCAAGGACCAAACUGAGGCAGCCGCCACUCUUCCACAACCUUCGACUCCAGGAGCAGCAGCCGCAGUUGCUGCCACGGGAAAAGCCACCACUGCAACACGGCCAUCCAAACCGAACGAAGAACGGGAGGAGUUAGAUUUCCAAUUUGACGAAGAACUUGACAUCCCGCGAGGGGGUGGCCGUGUAAACCAUUUCACCGACAACUGGUCCGAUGACGAGGACAGUGACUAUGAACUAUCGGAUCACGAAAUCAACAAGCUGCUCAUUGUGACUCAGGUACGCAACAAAGCACCAAAGCAUGACGGUUACGAUCGGACGGGUGACUUCACGACGCGUUCCAAGAUCACCCAGGAUCUGGAACAGAUCAUCAACGACGGCCUGUACAACUACGAGGAAGAUCUGCUGAUGCCCCGGGGCGGAAACUAUCGAACCGUGAACCUGAUCUCCCAGGAAGAGUUCGACAAGAUCGUCCCGAAACCGGCCAAAGUGGUCCAAGGGGCACCGCCUCCGCCACCACCUUCAACCUAUGUCGAACCGUCGGACUUGUUGAACGAAAGCACAACGAGCGCAACCCAUCGGCAUAAGGCACGCUUCUUCGCGGUGAACAAGGAUGAGUUCGUUGAUCCGAUCACACCCAGAAAGCGCAAGACAAGGCAUUUGAACAAUCCCCCGGUCGAAAGCCACGUCGGUUGGGUGAUGGACGCCGUAGAGCAUCGGCCACGCACUACCAGUAUGGGCAGCUCGACGGGCACCUCGCCGACGGCUUCCAGCUACGGUUCAUUGCCUCAAAGCUUGCCAACGUUCCAGCAUCCUUCGCAUUCACUGCUGAAAGAGAACGGCUUCACGCAGCAGGUCUACCACAAGUAUCACAGUCGGUGUCUGAAGGAACGCAAACGCAUGGGACCGGGCCAGUCGCAGGAGAUGAACACCCUGUUCCGGUUUUGGUCGUUCUUCCUGCGGGAAAACUUCAACAAAACCAUGUACAACGAGUUCCGCCAGAUCGCCAACGAGGAUGCCGCCGAUGGUUUCCGCUACGGGUUGGAGUGUCUGUUCCGGUUCUACUCGUACGGUUUGGAGAAGAAGUUCCGCCCGCAGCUGUACGAGGACUUCCAGCAGGAAACGGUCAAGGACUACGAAAAUGGCCAACUGUACGGUUUGGAGAAAUUCUGGGCCUUCCUCAAGUACUACAAGAACGCCUCCAAGCUGUCGGUGGAUCCCAAGCUGAAGGAAUACCUGGACAAGUUCAAGUCGAUCGAGGACUUCCGCGUGCUGGAACCGCAGAUCAACGAAAUGCUGGAAGGCGUCGGCAAACUGAAGUCGUCGCCCUCGAAGCGCCGGCCCCGAAGCGUGUCGGAAAGCGAAGGUUUUACGGUUGUGGCCGGCCCGAGCCACGCCAAACGUGCCCAUCACGGUGGCGCGGGUAGCGGAGCAGGUUCUUCCGGUGGAUAUUCCGGCGGGGGCAGCGCCGGUAGUAGUUACCAGCAUUACUACUACAGUCGCAAAAGAUGUGAUUCAGCAGGCAAUAGGUUGGUGGAUGUGACUAACCGACCGGGACCAUCGCGCGUGCGAACAGGAUCCUUCGGUGACGGUGCGGCCAAGGUUGUUGGUAGCCGUCCCCGAAGCGGUUCCACUGGCAACAAGGUAGUACGAAUGGCACCAAACGAAAGGUUCUCACUUAACCGACCAUCCGGAUCUGGCGGAAAGCCUCACCACCCUCACCAUCAGCAACAGCAGCAGCAACAAAAGCCUCAAAGCAGUACGAAAACGACAGAUGCUGCCACUGCUACUCCCUCUUCUUCCGGUACUAAUGCUGCUACUUCGGCUACGUCAUCAUCCUCAACAGCGGCUGCGGCAAAGACUUCAUCAUCGAGCGAGAAGACUGCGUAAGGCAUUCUGGGUGCUCUUUUUAAAGGGGGUGCGUCAGAACCUUCCGUUAAAUGGAAGCGCGGAUGCAUACGGAACUUGGACAUGGUCCUAUCGGGCGAAAAACACACUGAGAAACUGCAAAGAAAUGGUUUUGUGUUGCUUUUUACACACGUCCUACUAUGAAAUCGUUGUCAUAUCGCGUAUAUUUUUGCUCUUAUAUAUUUUACAUGAUGGAGAAUUGAUCGCUACGUAGAAAUUAUUGAUAUCAUCUUUUCCUCCUUCUUUCGUUUUCAUUAUUUUCUAUUUGAAACGAAUCUGAAUCUGGGUGCAUCGAAACUUUGAAACUAGUAACUCAUUUGGGAUCGACAAAAAUAAUCAAAUCAAUCACUAAAUUAAUCUAAACAUUUCGUAGAGUGUAGAAAGAAGAUAGUUUUCUAUUUGAUUUGGCAGACAAUAAUAUUUGCUUUUAUCCGACAUGGAUCAAGAAGAACAUCUUUCGAUCGAUACCUGUUAGUCGUGCACCGAAAUUGAAAGAGAGAAAAAUAAAUCCAAGAGUAUAUUUACUGCCAACCUUAUUCUCUUACUACGGUUUAACCAAUCGAACGAGUCGUAACGUUUAAAUGUCGCAUCAUUUUAUAGAGCUUUAUUGCGCGGUCUGUGUUUGAAUUAAUCUAUGCUUUUCGUCCCGGUUUUAUUGGAAUUCGUUCAUACAAAUGAUAUCGUGA
This is a messenger RNA of Aedes aegypti (yellow fever mosquito), 6900 nucleotides long. It is a transcript of the gene larp, whose product is annotated as la-related protein 1. The record is from RefSeq and is a predicted model, not a curated record. Bases 1460 to 6196 code for a protein of 1578 amino acids. The transcript is spliced from 10 exons. Gene Ontology annotation, molecular function: RNA cap binding. NCBI's taxonomy places the organism in Eukaryota, Metazoa, Arthropoda, Insecta, Diptera, Culicidae. Gene Ontology annotation, biological process: positive regulation of translation; mRNA stabilization. Gene Ontology annotation, cellular component: cytoplasmic stress granule; cytosol.